AUGGCGAAUACGACGGGGACAUUAUCUACACCUCGAUCCAUAACCGUAACGGGAUAUGCGGUUGGAAACUCCACCAGCAACAGCACCGCUAUACGGGCGCCCUUGAGACCGGCACAACCAUGGCUCUCCUCCCGGAACCAAUCAUUAACAAUUGCUACUCCAAAAUCCCCGGUUCCACAAAGUCUCAGGUAA
Messenger RNA from Paracoccidioides lutzii Pb01, 192 nucleotides. RefSeq lists its product as hypothetical. The transcript has 2 exons. The record is from RefSeq and is a predicted model, not a curated record. The coding region runs from base 1 to 192 and encodes 63 amino acids.